AUGAGCAUUCAAACUUCACUUCUAUUUACAUGUCGAGAUUUGAUUCCAUCUUGGACCCACUUACAAACUAUUCAAGUAGAUAUCUUCCAUUUUCAGUUUACCAAAAGAGCAAUUUUCCCUGGGGAUUCGGAGAUAGACCAACUAUAUAAGAUUUUCAAAAUAUUGGGUACACCUUCUGAAGCAUAUGUUGGUGUACAAUCCAUCUAAAAGGAAGACGGCAAAAGAGCUGCUGAAGAUGAACUAUUUGAAAGGUGCUAAAUUAACGGCGCCUGAUAUGAAUGCCUUUCCGCCAGAACAAGAGGCAGACACAGAGUAGGAAGCAGAUUGUUUUUAAGAUUUUGUUUUAAAUUGAUUUAUUCUAAUUUUAUGUGUUAAGUGUUGAAGUGUAAUAUAAUUUUACCAUCACUA
Messenger RNA from Acanthoscelides obtectus, 408 nucleotides. Lineage: Eukaryota; Metazoa; Arthropoda; Insecta; Coleoptera; Chrysomelidae. The record is from the annotation of a GenBank genome assembly.